GCUGGAUCCUCCACGAGAAGCGACCAGCCACUGCAGAACCCGCAGGCGCCCGGCAUACUCUCACACGUGCAUACGUCCGUGCGAACCGCCAGCGUAUUCAUCUAUCCAGACCUGCCCAAACCCGUCGGCCACUUCUUCUUUUCUUCGUAGCUGGACUCCAAACAUCGAUACACCUCUCCUUGUUCAACCUUUUUGCGUUGCUUGCGACCAAAGAGCUGGCCUCUUGUUUCCUUUCCAUCAUCUUAGAGGAUUCAUCCCAGCCGUCUUACACGCAGCAGCACUGCUUGUACCAUUGUAUCUGACAGCAUGUCCAAUAGUCAGAAGCCAGAAGUACAGUUCGCAGUACGCGAAAGAUCAGCCUCCGGAGAUUCGCAAACGACAACACGAUCAGCUCUAUCAGUCAAGACACCGUCACUAAAAUCACCGAGAACGGCUCGCUUUGCGGAGGCUACUGCUGUCAACUCCCCAAUUGAACCUUCCAAGGCUGGACGUAACCCAUUCAAGGAGCCACCGACGACAUACCAAAUGGCUCAACCACAGGUCGCAGACGUUGGUUUUGGCUACGUGAAUAAGCACGACUCCGUGGAAAUGCCCAACACAGAUUACGAACCGCCGGUCACGGCUCGAGCAAUGCCUAUGAGCCCUCUCAAGAGCGCCAUGAAGACUCCUGGUGCGCCUCCCAGAGACCUCGGCAACAUUCUGAGCCCAACGUUCAAGCAAGAAGAAAUACUGGAGAAGCACGAGCACUACACCGAAAAGGAGCAAGCCAAGGACAUUAAAGUCAAGACACGAGUACGAAUCGCAAAAGUGCUCCUGCGAGGGGUGAACUUCUCGUGUUCACUGAUUGUAAUUGGCAUGCUUGCUUCCACCUUUGCCAUAUUCAAUGCAACGAAAGCACUCCCUCCACGAAACGGACUACCGCCUUGGGCAAAAAACCAGAAGACGUGGCCGCAAAUUCUCCUCCUGAGCAUAGCCGUCAUUUCUCUCGUUGCCUGUAUCAUCAUUUUCUACAGCUACUGGAAAGGAGGUCAUAGACGAGCAGAAAAGGCUGCCGUCUAUUACACCGCUCUAUCCGUGAUAUUCUUUGUAUUCAGCAUUGUCAUGUGGGCAAUUGGUGCAGCAGUGCUUCAGCAACAGAAGAAUAACAGCAAAAACAAGGAUAUGUGGGGAUGGUCUUGCGUGAACAACGAGAGAAAGUCGCUGUUCGAGAACGACGUGUCGUACGAUCUCAUCUGUCGCCUACAGAACUGGUCACUGGUCUGUGCCCUGAUCGAGGUCGUUGUGGAGGUGAUUGCCAUCGUGGUGUACAGCUUCGUCUUUUACCGCUUCUACUCCAAACGACAACUACGAAAGUCCAUGGCCGCCCGCGACCGUGCCCGAAGCGACCUCUAUCUUGCCCAGCUACGAUCACAGUCUGCGCCCAACACACCCGCACCUUUCUCUCCACGCGAUGGAGGCUGGCGUGCACCGAAUCAAGACAACUACAAGCACGCGGUAUCCAUCGAAGAAGGCGAGGUGCGAUAUGUCGAUGCAGAUCGAAUAGCACAGCCAGCACCAUUCCGCCUGCAAGCACCACCGAUCAAGGUGACGAACGCGACACCAAAGAUGCAACAAAUGGGCUUUACGCCUGUAGUCACCGAAGUUCGGCCCCGAGACCGCACGCCUUCACCACCCACGGACCAGAGAUCGCCACUGAUGUCUGAACAACCUCGGGAAAUGGUCCAAGAGCACUUUGCUGCUGCACCUGGUGAGCAAGUGUACGAUGCUGUACCCAUACCGGGUGCAUACGAAGCGCCGCUUUCACCAGGAAUGGAGCAUGCACACAUGGACUUUCCUCGGUGAUGGGUUCAGCGUGGAAUGAAGACUUGAAUGUGGAGCGUUUGGGUUAUGCGAGGGGUGGCGAGACCAAGAAUGUUGGAACGGCUACUCACGACUCUCAUCGCUUUUUUUGACGCCAGAAGUACAGGCUGGAUGGUUUUGGCUUUCUCUAUGUUUUAAUGAUACCUCUACAGUUGAUGGGAAAUACUUUGUGAAUUGAAAGCAAAAAGGUUGAACCAAAU
Messenger RNA from Sphaerulina musiva SO2202, 2060 nucleotides. RefSeq lists its product as uncharacterized. The transcript has 2 exons. The coding region runs from base 307 to 1842 and encodes 511 amino acids. The record is from RefSeq and is a predicted model, not a curated record. NCBI's taxonomy places the organism in Eukaryota, Fungi, Ascomycota, Dothideomycetes, Mycosphaerellales, Mycosphaerellaceae.